UUUUUAGUUUUUUUUUUUUAUUUACAAUUAUUUCAUAAUAUUUCUUAUAUUUCAUUUCAUUACUCAAUUCUGACUGAAAUGCAUACACAAUAUUAUUGCAUUGUGUAAAGAACUGUGCAUGGAAUUUAUUAGUGACAAACUAUUAAUAGUUGCUUAAUCGUAAUGAGCAUUUUUUGUAACAUAUCCUACAGAAUCAGGUUCUAAACCCUGAGUGGACUUGAAUUCUGUAGUCAAUAAAUAUUAGUAAAGUUAUAAAAGAUACUGUAGUCAACUGCAAGCUUAAAAAAAUUCGAAUCUUUAUCAAAAGGUUAUGUGUCAACUGCAAAACAAAACGAGUAAUCGCCGAAACAAGUGUUUUAUAAUCAACAGCCGCGCCGCACGACAAAUGUCCUUUAUAUGGAAACUGGAUUAAGUUACUCAGCAGUUUACAAAAAUCGCUAAACAGAAGCACCAGUCACCGUCAUGCUACAAGCUAUUGCCUUACUAGUGCUGACUGGUGCAUUAUGGGGAUGCACCAAUCCCUUCAUUCGACAAGGCACGAAAGGCCUCCGAGAUGUGAAGGCGAAAAGCAAGUUGGGACAAGCUUACGCUGAGGUCGCCCAUCUGCUCAGAAAUUGGCGAUACAUAGUGGCGUGGAUAGUGAACCAAAGCGGGUCGCUGGCGUACGUGGCGGCGGUGCGGCGCGCGCCGCUUUCGCUGGCGGUGCCGGCCGCCAACGGGCUGGCCUUCGCCUUCACGGCGGUGGUCGGCGCCGCCGCCGGUGCUGAGCAGCCGCUCGACAGAGGUUCAAUUCUGGGUGUCGCUCUCAUCGUUGCCGGCACUGCGUUAUGCUGUUUAGACAAGGCUGGUUAGGGUGACUUGUCUUAUUUUGAUAUGUUUUUGGAUUUUGUAUCCAUAAAUCAAUGUAAGGAAUGUUCCAAAUUUACGGCAGCUCAAUUUCUGUAAAUUAGUAACUCCAUCUAGUGAUAAAUAGUCGAACUAAUGUAUAAAUAUUCUACACUAGAUGUCGCUAUAUCGAAUUAAUCGUAUACACUUUUUAAGUGCUAUUUUAUAUUUAUAUAAAGUAAAAUAAUAAGAAUGUUACCGUAAACGAGUUUUCAUGUUAUUUUAUAAUAUGUGAAAAAGUUGAAAUAUUUAUUAAUUAAUGACAUAUUUAAUAAUUUGCUUGGCUAUCAUUCCAAAUGUUAUUAAAAACACAAUAAUGAGACCGAAUGUGUGGCACCAUUAUCUACAUUUAUACUUUAAAUUGAUAAUUUGGCGAGAAUAUUAUUUUAUGGACCUUCUAAAACAAAAUUUUACUAAUUAUAGUGCAUAUAUUCCUUAGAUUAAACAUUUCGGAGCGAUACCAAAUUGAACAUUUAAUUUAAGAUGUAGAGAACGGUGCUACAGAAUCGGCUUCUAUUUUUUUAUAUUGUAAAUAAAUAAAAGGCAUGUAUUUAUA
This is a messenger RNA of Galleria mellonella (greater wax moth), 1441 nucleotides long. Its product is annotated as transmembrane protein 234 homolog. The record is from RefSeq and is a predicted model, not a curated record. NCBI's taxonomy places the organism in Eukaryota, Metazoa, Arthropoda, Insecta, Lepidoptera, Pyralidae. The coding region runs from base 463 to 852 and encodes 129 amino acids. The transcript has 5 exons.